UCAUUGAUUCUAAUUGGGUUUUACAAAAAAGGAUAAUUAACUUCUCUUACAUGCCUCCACCUCACUCUGGUAUUGCAUUGUGUGAUAAAAUUAAUAGUUUAUUCAAUGUUUGGGGAAUUCAGAGAAAGGUUUUCACAAUUACAUUAGACAAUGCGGCUGCAAAUGAUGUGUUUGUUGGUCUUUUAAGGGAUCAACUUGGUUUAAAUUGUUCAUUAGUGAGUGGUGGCGAGUUUUUGCAUGUUCGUUGUUGUGCACACAUUCUCAAUUUAAUUGUGCAAGAAGGUUUGAAAAGAAUUGAUAGUUCUGUUGAUAAAAUUCGUGAAUGUGUAAAGUAUGUGAAAGGCAGUCAAGUGAGAAAGCAAAAGUUUAUAGAAUCGGUUACCCAAACUUCACUUGAUUCUAAGAAAUCACUAAGGCAAGAUGUUCCUACUAGAUGGAAUUCUACAUAUUUGAUGCUUUCUAGUGCCAUGUAUUAUCGGCGUGCUUUUAAUCAUUUGAGAUUGGUGAUACUAAUUUCACACAUUGUCCAUCAGUUGAUGAGUGGGGACAAGUUGAAAAAAUAUUCAAAUUCCUUGAGGUUUUCUAUGAGACAACAACUUUGUUUUCUGGAGUGAAAUAUCCUACUGCCAACCUUUACUUUCCUCGCAUCUUUACGGUUCAGUUGACAAUAAGUCAAGCCUUGCAAAGCUCUGAUGAUUUCAUGAGAUCAAUGGCCAAUCGGAUGUUUCAUAAAUUUGAUAAGUACUGGAAGGAUUAUAACAUUUUGUUUGCCAUUGCCGUGAUAGUUGAUCCGAGGUUCAAGAUGCAAUUUGUUGAGUUUUGUUACAACAAGUUAUAUGGACAUGGUAGUAAUGAAUUAAGUCUUGUAAGAUCCAAAUUGGUUUCUUUGUUUGAGGAAUAUAUGCACAUGGGAAUUGCUUCCAAGGUAAGUACUAGCAGUGCAUCUUCGAGCUCUCAUAGUGCCAUUGAUGAUAAUGCUUCUCUUGCUCUAAAUUUAGGCAGCGGAUGCAUGGAUGUUUUGAAGGAAUUUGACACUUUUCAAAGUUUAGAAUUCAUUGGCAGAGCUCAAAAGAGUCAAUUAGAGCUAUAUUUGGAAGAACCAACAAUUGAUAGAAUAACAAAAUUGGAUGUUCUCGGGUUUUGGAAAGCUCACCAAUUUAGGUAUCCUGACCUUGCACAAAUGGCUAGAGAUAUCUUGAGUGUUCCAAUUUCUACAGUUGCUUCUGAAUCGGCUUUUAGCACCGGUGGUAGGAUACUUGACCAAUAUCGCAGUGCAAUGAAGCCUGAUGUUGUUGAGGCAUUAGUUUGUUGUAGAGAUUGGUUAGCUGGAGGAAAAGGUAAGUAG
Zingiber officinale is the source of this 1345-nucleotide messenger RNA. Its product is annotated as zinc finger BED domain-containing protein RICESLEEPER 1-like. Lineage: Eukaryota; Viridiplantae; Streptophyta; Magnoliopsida; Zingiberales; Zingiberaceae. The coding region runs from base 701 to 1345 and encodes 214 amino acids. The transcript has 2 exons. The record is from RefSeq and is a predicted model, not a curated record. Gene Ontology annotation, molecular function: protein dimerization activity; DNA binding.